CUUUGGUGAAAGUCAGAAUGUUGCCUCGGCCUCCAGAUGAUGAGGAUGAAUGGGAUCCGACCAAGACGGAGACGAAAGGCAGCGCUCAGGGCACCAAGGGAGGCGUGAUGCGGGUGGACCUGGCGUCAGGCAACAUUCGCUUGCAGCCGCACUUCAACCCCUGGCAACGUAGGCACGAAAACGAGAUGCCCAGACAGACAGACAGGCGAAUCGUUCGUUCUCGGCUGGCCUUCUUGUGGUUUGUUGCUGCUUCCAUCAGCUUCUGAGGAGGCGCCGAUACAGGGAGGAGUGAGGGAUGAUACCAGAGAGGCAGCACGGCAUGCGUCAUGUGUGUGGUGUGAUGGAUGGCCUGCUGCAGGAUGAGCUCUAUGACCCUGAUGCCGAUGACGAAGACGCCACUUGGGUCCAGACACACCUACGUAAGCACAGGAAGCACCCGCACCAACAAUCGUGAUGGAUGCCCUCACUCGGCCACGUUUUCUUCUUUCCUUUCACUCAGGUCAUGGCAUCCCCCGCACGUCCGACGAGCCACCGCCUGACGAUGAGCCGCCAGAUGCUAACCAAGAAGCGCAAGAAGAAGAGGCCGAGAGGCAGGACAAUGCCAUGGCGGAAGAUGAGAAUGGUGACCGUGACGAGACGAUGGCGUCAGUGUUCGAGGAGCAUCGCGAGAGGCUGCCAUGGAAGCUGGCGCAGAAGGCGCGGAGGGAGGCGGCGUCCGCGUCGGAUGGAGUGCUCAACUGCAUGGGAUGCUUCACGCCUCUGUGCUACCAGUCGCAGCGGUGAUCCAUACACACACAACGACGGCAACACACACACACACACACACACACAUGAAUUCAAUGAGUGUGGAGAUCUCCCCCUCCCUUGCUGUGUCUUGUGUUGUGUUGGUGCAGGCACGAGAAAUAUGCCCAUCAGUAUCGCGCCAUCGAGGCCGUUCACUGCCGCAUCGACCCCUCCCACAUUCUCAACCCUGCAUCUCUCACACUCAAGCCACGUGCCCCGCCCGGCCACCCCGACAGCGGGCAGGAGGACGACCCGGUGAGUCCUGUGUUCUGCGCCGAGUGUGGGACGCUGGUCGGUGCGCACGAUGACGAGGGCAUCUACCAUUUUUUCCAAGUCAUCGCCAGCGAUGGAUGACGG
Vitrella brassicaformis is the source of this 1140-nucleotide messenger RNA. NCBI's taxonomy places the organism in Eukaryota, Vitrellaceae. The record is from the annotation of a GenBank genome assembly.